CCCCUUCUCCAGCAGCAGCAGCGUCGAGAUCGCAGCUUCUUCAGUCGUACCGUCAGUACUGCCGAACGCGAUGGACUCUUGAGCGGUUGGUGAAGUGCAGUGUAUUCAGGAUGUGGAUUAAGACGAUAGUACUCCUCUGCGUGGCCGCGACCCUGGCCGACAAGCAGCCCCCGAAAAAGAAAGAAGACCCCCGCGGCAAACGCAAUCUCCAGUACCACAUAGCCCACUACACCGGCCCUAACGCCUACCGGAGGAUAUCCACGGCCCCCCAAAUUCCACUCUACCACUCUCAGUUCUUCCCAGGUCCUAGGUCCUACUCGCCGUAUCACAAAGAUGGCCAAAACGACCUCCUCACCGACAAUAACCACCUUAGCGAGAGCGUGUACGGGCCGCCGCAGAAGCACAUCAUCGAGAGGCCGGUGUACAUCAAGGAGCCGGAGCCCAUCAUCGAGAUCAUCAUCAAGGAGUCGAACGUGACGCUGCCGCCGCCGCCGGCGCCGCCAGCGCCACCACCGAAGAAGAAGGAGCAAGUGCAGGUGUUCUACGUGAAGUAUAAGAAGAACCCGAACGGACACGGGAAAGAUAGUGUGAUUUAUGAUAAGCCGGUGGAGGCGAUCUCGCCGCCGAUUCAUGACGAGCAGGAGGAGGCGCCGCCGCCGAGUCACCAUCACGAAGUAGUGACAGUGCCGCCGCCGCCGAGCACCACACACAGAACCAUCAUCAAACCGGACUCCGAGACCUACCACAGCCCGACCGGAGUCAAAGUCACGUUCGGGAAAGAGGGUUUCGACUACGACAAGAGGUCAAGCAAACCAGAAGACUUGAAGGCGGCGGAGGACGAAAGUAAAUCAGUGCAGUUCCCUCAAGGGCGACAACUAGCGGCGUUCCCGCCACCUAGAAGACCGGAGAUAAUUUCCUUCACGCCGCCCCCAGGCUACAGACAACCACAACCCUAUCGACCCUUCUCUCAAUUCAGACAACAAACAACCCACAGUUUCCCAAGACCGAGUCAACAACAAUACUCGACUUUACCCAAAUUUGGACAGUUUUCUCAACCGGGGAAAACCCAGCAGCAUUUUCCACCCCCAAGACCCGCGCCGCCGUCGUUCCAAAGACAACCAGUGGCUUAUCAACCCUUCGAGAGUUUGAGGCAGCCUCAAUUCAGACCCGAGACGCGUUUCCCGAUCACUCAAGCACCCCCUAUCACUCAAAAACCGGCCGUCUUCAACCAGAGACCUCAAAGUGGAGACACCAGGCCCCAAAUUCGCGACGCGAAGCCUCAAAUUACCGAAAACAAGCCUCAGUUUAGUGAGUCAAGGCCUCAGCUGAAGCAGAAGCCUCAAUUCCAGCAACCCGUCGUUCCACAAUUCCAACAACAGUUUGCUCAAUUUCAUCAACAUCCUCAACCUCAAGUGAAUCAGUUUGCUCAACAACAACAACAACAACAACAACAACCUCAACACCAGUUUCUUCAACAACGACCAGCCGUCCCGCAAAGUAAUCAAUAUCAGUUUCAACAAGGUCUGCCUCAGCAGCAUCAACAACCUCAACCAUUCAACCCUCAACCAUCUAUAAUCCCGCCAGGGGGAGAACUCAUCCAGUCCGUGCCAAAAUACGAACAACACAUUUCAGUCAAUGAACCUCUGAGAUCGACUCAAUCUCACACUCAAUCUCAGUACCAGUUUCAACCGCAGCUGCAACAAUCCUCCAUAAAACUGACUUCUGAUGCUAGUGACAAGAAGCAACCACAACAACAACAAUCUCAGUAUCAACCCCAACAACAACAACAACAACAACAACAACAACAACAGCAACAAUCUCAGUAUCAACCCCAACAACAACAACAAUCUCAGUAUCAACCCCAACACCAACUCAAUCCUCAAACCCAGUAUCAACCUCAAUCCUACGACAAAAUCCAGCAACAACUCCGCGAAGCCAACGCCCUCCAAGAAUCCAUCCGAAGCUCGUCCCCCCAAUUCUACAAUUUCCAGCAGUCCCAGCAGCUCGACUUCUUCCAGACCUCCCCCCGCCCGUCCACGUACUCCACGACGAGCCAGACCACCACCACCACGACCACCCCCAAGCCGUCCACCACCACCAAGGAUCCGAAGGUUUUGAAUGCGCAGCUUCCGGAUGAGGUUCCGGAUGAUCUUCGCGAGCAGCUGCUUUCUUCCGGGAUUUUGAACCACGCCUCUAUUUCGAUUCUGGACUACGAUAAGGUGGGGGACAUUCCUCUGUCGGCUCUUCCUCCGGAUCAGCUGGCGAAUUUCUACAGUGCUGGAGGGGCGCAGCAGAUCCAGGGUGCAGGAAGUGAUCCUGUGCCUGCGUUCGCUGAGAGAGAUUUCGAUACGGAAGGCUCGGAGAUUCACGAAGUGACGGUGAAGCCAGAGGUGCAGAUGAAAGUUGUCCGGUAUGACCCGGAGAGCGAUCGGGGUCAACAAGUGCAGGAGGCGUAUGUGAAGGAUGAUGCGACUCAGGUGGAUCCAGUGGUGUUGAAUGACGAGAAGUACAAUAGAUACCUUCCCUUGAAGAUCAGCGGCGCCCAAUUCCCCAUCCCCGACGUCCCCGAGCUCAAGGGCAAGAAAAUCAGCAGCGUGGUGGUCCUGGCCCCCAUCGCCUACGACUUCUCGUCCUCCCGCCAAACCCGCGACACCAAACCGGAAGAAAUCGACCUCCUGGAGGGCCAACUCCUCAAGGAGCUCCUCAAGAACCCGUCCCGCUCGAACUUCCAGAAAUUCCUCGAGAGCGAAAACCAAACCAGGAGCGACCAGCAAGCCGUGAUCCUCCUAGUGGCCGGUUCCAGCGAAAACACGAAAGACAAGGAGAUUUUCAUGUACGACAUCGCCACCCAGACCGUGAGCAAGCUCGACGGGGAGCUGUCGUCGGCGUUCGUGGACGCGGCCGAGGCGAACUCCUCCGACCCCGACACCAAGACCUCGGCCUCCAGCAUCGUGGAGACCCGGGUGCCCGUGCCUGACCCAGAGGACGACCUCGAGGCUCACGGCUCCGAGAACCUGGAAAGCUUCGUCGACGUUUCGGGAAUUCCGGUCGGUGACGACUUGACGGCCAGCGAGUCGCGGCAACUCCUGGGGAUUAGUAAGACUGGAAGGUUGGCUUAGCUGGGGUCAGCCGAUGGGUGAAGAAGUCUGGCCUGCUCAACCGGAAUUAUUUUAUAUUUAUUGAAAACGUUCCACUGUUUCUUUAGCUUCGUUUUGGGAUUCUGCAGGCAGGGUGGACUUCAGGUGCUAGUUGUAGGACGGCCCCGGAAUACUCCGGGCCGCUGUACAGUGUAUAAAUAUUUUUUUAUAAU
This is a messenger RNA of Zophobas morio, 3310 nucleotides long. RefSeq names its product proteoglycan 4-like. NCBI's taxonomy places the organism in Eukaryota, Metazoa, Arthropoda, Insecta, Coleoptera, Tenebrionidae. The coding region runs from base 111 to 3119 and encodes 1002 amino acids. The transcript has 5 exons. The record is from RefSeq and is a predicted model, not a curated record.